This is a messenger RNA of Arthroderma uncinatum, 366 nucleotides long. RefSeq lists its product as uncharacterized. The coding region runs from base 1 to 366 and encodes 121 amino acids. Lineage: Eukaryota; Fungi; Ascomycota; Eurotiomycetes; Onygenales; Arthrodermataceae. The transcript has a single exon. The record is from RefSeq and is a predicted model, not a curated record.
AUGAAACGCGAAUGGGAGACGGCCUGGGAAACGGCCAACCACGGCAGGGACCUCUUCAAUCUUGGGGUCCGACCGGGAAAAGGGAUCCUCGACACCCAUAGAGGUACACACCGAGCGAUCAGUUCGGCUAUCACACAGAUGCGUACAGGCAAGAUCGGCCUGAACGCAUACCUCCACGCCAUUAACAAAGCCGACACCGACAAAUGCCAAUGUGGCUACGGGCCGCAGACUGUGCGGCACAUCCUCCUGGAAUGCCGAAACUGGGCGGACGAACGACACCGGAUGUGGGCAGGCAAGCUCCCAUGCGUGGAUAUCAAGCGUGUUCUCUGUAGCCCAUCUAUGGCAGUGCAAGCAGCCAAGAGUUGA